AUGCAGCGACAGAAUUUUCGGCCCCCAACUCCUCCUUACCCUGGUCCGGGUGGAGGAGGUUGGGGUAGCGGAAGCAGCUUCCGGGGAACCCCGGGCGGGGGCGGACCACGGCCGCCCUCCCCUCGAGACGGGUACGGCAGUCCGCACCACACGCCGCCGUACGGGCCCCGGUCUAGGCCGUACGGGAGCAGUCACUCUCCGCGACACGGCGGCAGCUUCCCGGGGGGCCGGUUCGGGUCUCCGUCCCCUGGCGGCUACCCUGGCUCCUACUCCAGGUCCCCCGCGGGGUCCCAGCAGCAAUUCGGCUACUCCCCAGGGCAGCAGCAGACCCACCCCCAGGGUUCUCCAAGGACAUCUACACCAUUUGGAUCAGGGCGUGUUAGAGAAAAAAGAAUGUCUAAUGAGUUGGAAAAUUAUUUCAAGCCUUCAAUGCUUGAAGAUCCUUGGGCUGGCCUAGAACCAGUAUCUGUAGUGGAUAUAAGCCAACAAUACAGCAAUACUCAAACAUUCACAGGCAAAAAAGGAAGAUACUUUUGUUAACAUUUCUGAAAUUCAACUGGAAGCUUCAUGUGUCAGGAACAUCUUGGACAAAACUUUAAUUUGUGUUGAUAUAAAUUUACCCAAAGAUGAUGACUUUGAUUGGAUAAUUAGUAAGGUCUUUUUGUUAUUUUUUGUCGUAUCAGGUAUUGUUGAUAUUAGAGAAAAAAGUAGGAUAACUUGCAACAUUUAGCUCUGGAAGUACCUACCACAUUUUAGAGAUUUACCGUUUCCAUAUAUUUAACAUUCCUGGUUACAUAAUGGACAUUUGUCUUUUAAUGUUUUUUCAAUGUUUUAAAAUAAAACAUUUUGUCUUCUA
Messenger RNA from Pan troglodytes (chimpanzee), 856 nucleotides. It is a transcript of the gene MPLKIP, whose product is annotated as M-phase specific PLK1 interacting protein. The record is from RefSeq and is a predicted model, not a curated record. Lineage: Eukaryota; Metazoa; Chordata; Mammalia; Primates; Hominidae. Gene Ontology annotation, cellular component: nucleus; centrosome; midbody. The transcript has 2 exons. The coding region runs from base 1 to 540 and encodes 179 amino acids.